GUUUGGUCUUGAGCAGCUGAAACCGGUUUGGAGCGGAGCCUCUUCCUAGCGCUCUGCGCCGCCGCGGGCCGCCUAGGGGAGCGCUGGCGAGGUGGGACGGCGUGUGCCGGCACCUCGGCCCGCAGCCCUCGCUGUUCAGGGCGGCGGCGCGAACCCGCGGACCCGGCAGCACAACAUCCAAAGACAAAGCCAUCAGAAUGACACCUUCUCAGGUUACCUUUGAAAUAAAAGGACCUCUUUUACCAGGAGAAGUUUUUGCAAUAUGUGGAAGCUGUGAUGCUUUGGGAAAUUGGAAUCCUCAAAAUGCUGUGGCUCUUCUUGCAGAAAAUGAGACAAGUGAAAGCAUGUUAUGGAAAGCCAGCAUUGUACUCAAUAGAGGCGUAUCAGUUCAGUAUCGCUACUUCAAAGGGUGCUUUUUGGAACCAAAGACUAUCGGUGGUCCAUGUCAAGUCAUAGUUCACAAGUGGGAGACUCAUCUACAACCACGAUCAAUAACCCCUUUAGAAAAUGAAAUUAUUAUUGACGAUGGACAAUUUGGAAUCCACAAUGGUGUUGAAACUUUGGAUUCUGGAUGGCUGACAUGUCAGACUGAAAUAAGAUUACGUUUGCAUUAUUCUGAAAAACCUCCGGUCUCAAUAACCAAGAAAAAAUUUAAGAAGUCUAGAUUUAGGGUAAAGCUGACCCUAGAGGGUCUAGAAGAAGAUGAUGAUGACAGACUAUCUCCUACUGUUCUUCACAAAAUGUCUAAUAGUCUAGAGAUAUCGUUAAUAAGUGACAAUGAAUUCAAGUGCCGGCAUUCCCAGCCAGAGUGUGGGUAUGGCUUACAGCCUGACCGUUGGACAGAGUAUAGCAUCCAGACAAUGGAGCCAGAUAACCUGGAACUAAUCUUUGAUUUUUUUGAGGAAGAUCUCAGUGAGCCCGUUGUUCAGGGAGAUGCGCUUCCUGGACAUGUAGGUACAGCAUGCCUCCUAUCAUCUACCAUUGCUGAGAGUGGGAAGAGUGCUGGGAUUCUUACUCUUCCCAUUAUGAGCAGAAACUCCAGGAAAACCAUAGGCAAAGUGAGAGUUGACUAUAUAAUUAUUAAGCCAUUACCAGGAUAUAAUUGUGAUAUGAAAUCUUCAUUUUCCAAGUAUUGGAAGCCAAGAAUACCUUUGGAUGUGGGACAUCGAGGUGCAGGGAACUCUACAACAACUGCCCAGCUUGCUAAAGUCCAAGAAAAUACUGUUGCUUCUUUAAGAAAUGCUGCUAGUCAUGGUGCAGCCUUUGUAGAAUUUGAUGUACAUCUUUCAAAGGAUUUUGUGCCUGUGGUCUACCACGAUCUCACCUGUUGUUUGACUAUGAAAAAGAAAUUUGAUGCUGAUCCAGCUGAAUUAUUUGAAAUUCCAGUGAAGGAGUUAACAUUUGACCAACUUCAGUUGUUAAAGCUUGCACAUGUGACUGCACUAAAAUCUAAAGAUCGGAAAGUAUCUCUGGUUGAGGAAGAAAAUUUCUUCUCUGAAAAUCAGCCAUUUCCUUCUCUUAAGAUGGUUUUAGAGUCUUUGCCAGAAGAUGUAGGGUUUAACAUCGAAAUAAAAUGGAUCUGCCAACAAAGGGAUGGAAUAUGGGAUGGCAACCUAUCAACAUAUUUUGACAUGAACCUGUUUUUGGAUAUAAUUUUAAAAACUGUUUUAGAAAAUUCUGGAAAGAGGAGAAUAGUGUUUUCUUCAUUUGAUGCAGAUAUUUGCACAAUGGUUCGGCAAAAACAGAACAAGUAUCCUAUAUUAUUUUUGACUCAAGGGAAAUCUGAUAUUUACCCAGAACUUAUGGACCUCAGAUCUCGGACAACUCCCAUUGCAAUGAGCUUUGCACAGUUUGAAAAUCUGCUGGGGAUAAAUGCACAUACUGAAGACCUGCUCAGAAAUCCAUCCUACAUUCAAGAAGCAAAAGCUAAAGGACUAGUCAUAUUCUGCUGGGGUGAUGACACCAAUGACCCUGAAAACAGAAGGAAAUUGAAGGAGUUUGGAGUUAAUGGUCUAAUUUAUGAUAGGAUAUAUGAUUGGAUGCCUGAACAGCCAAAUAUAUUCCAAGUGGAGCAGUUGGAACGCCUGAAGCAAGAGUUACCAGAGCUUAAGAGCUGUUUGUGCCCCACUGUUAGCCACUUUGCACCCUCCUCUUUGUGCGGGGAGCCUGAUAUCCGCAUGGAUGCCAAUGGCAUCGACGACACGGAGAAUGCUUAGUUUUUACUGCACAGAGACCACGUGGGGGCAUCCACUGCUCUCCUGGGUAUUCACCUUUCAUCAGUGAAACUAUGUCUGUCAAUGCCUUUUGGGUUCUAAGUCCAACGAAGCAAUAAUGAAGUAUUUUACUAAUUCACCACAGUUCUUGCUAGAAUUUCAAAUAUGCUACUUAAAUCACUUGGCCAGGUAUAAUUACCAGUCAGUCUCUUUACAAAUGAGAAAAUUUACUGGGAAAUACUUCAAACUAAAGAUGUCAACCUAUAAUGUUAAACAGAUGUUCAUUAAUAAGCAUAGCUCUUUGAAAUUAAAUUUCUGAGUAUCUCCUGUUUUCACUCGCCACAGCUUUUCAUUUGAUCAGGUCUGAAAUCUUUUAAGCACGUGAGGAAAAUGACUAUGCAUAAUUAUACCUGACCAGUGGGAAAAAUAAAAAAGUACCUCAAAUGCAUGCAUUUGCACUCGUGAUCCAACUGCACAAGUCUUUGUGCCAUCUGUGUCCAUAUGUGUUUUUACAUGGGUUGACGUGCACACAUACCGUUUUCCUUCAGUAUGCACCUUGCCACUGCUGCCGUUUCCCACGUAACCAAACCAGUUCCUGUGUACGCACUUUGGAGGUGAAACCAUGGACACUUGUUUCUUCACAAGGUUUUCAAAAGUCAUUUUGCAUAAAUCUUAAAAUUUCAAAAUGCUGCAGGGUAAUUUAAUGUAUAAAAUAUUCGCAAAAGGAAAUAUGCGUUUCGCAGACUUGAGUAGAGUAGCUCGGCAUGUAUAAAUUCAAGUCAAUGCAUGCUUCAGGUUGUAAGCAUGAGCUUGUACACGUUUACUUCAGUCCUUGCAUCUGUGGUGCUAGGUGAGUGAGGAGGUGCCAAGGACUCAAAAUAUUUUGUUGCCUAAAGAAAAAGAAAAAAAAAAAAAUCCUGUUGAUAGGCAUCUAAAUACGCUUAUUUUACGUCUCUCAUUACCUAUUACACACUGUUGCUUUGUAGAUUUGUUUUGUGUGUUUAUGUUGUAUAGUAGUGACAUCUCCAUGCAGAAAAAUAAAUGUUCUGAAUUCUCA
Messenger RNA from Chrysochloris asiatica (Cape golden mole), 3270 nucleotides. RefSeq names its product glycerophosphocholine phosphodiesterase GDE1 homolog (S. cerevisiae) (gene GPCPD1). The record is from RefSeq and is a predicted model, not a curated record. The transcript has 20 exons. Gene Ontology annotation, molecular function: glycerophosphocholine phosphodiesterase activity; starch binding. Bases 198 to 2216 code for a protein of 672 amino acids. Gene Ontology annotation, biological process: glycerophospholipid catabolic process. NCBI's taxonomy places the organism in Eukaryota, Metazoa, Chordata, Mammalia, Afrosoricida, Chrysochloridae.